Messenger RNA from Schistosoma mattheei, 2173 nucleotides. Lineage: Eukaryota; Metazoa; Platyhelminthes; Trematoda; Strigeidida; Schistosomatidae. The record is from the annotation of a GenBank genome assembly.
GAUUUUAAAACUGGUCGCGUAAAGUGUUCAUGAAUGUUGGGCUAUGAAAGGCUUAAAAGUGACAGACAUAACAAAUACCUGAUACAAUUGAAAGACUACUUGUUUAAACCCAAUGACCCCUCUGAUAUGACAGAAACUUUGGUUGUCAUCCUCAUUUACCUUCCUAAAUCUACCAAAGAUAUAAUAGAUAUACUAAUGAAUAUUUAACCAUUAAAUCGACUUGUGUUUCUACUUUUUGUCUUCUUUAGUCUUUCAUCAACUAAUGGAGAUCGGGAACUUCAUCUUUCUCCUACUUUACACAAUGGAGACUGUCGAAAACCUUCAAAACUAGCUCGACUGCAGUCACACUCUCCUGGAAAUGCAUUUGCCCAAGCCUACACUAAUUCAGCGAAUUGCUUUGAAAACCUCAUCAAAUCGCCUGGGAACAACGAGUCUACCAAUUGUAAAUGGAAUCCUUCUAAUCUUUUAGCAGCUAACGAUUCCAAUUGUUUGCAAAUUCGUCAAGUAGCUCGGUCUACAAAUGAAAUGAAUGGACUAAUAUCUUUAAGUAAUGGACCUGCAUUUACACGUUAUCGAAUCGGUCGUUUAUCACGCGGUGAUGAUGAGGAUGACGAAGAUGAUAGUGAAGAGACAGAUGAAGAUGAAAGUGAUGAUGGAUGUAUUGUUUAUCCGAAUACUAACUCUUCAACUCCUAAUCCUAGUCAUGAUUCUGAUCGUUCUCUUUGUAGACACUACCAACAGCAACGUUCAAAACAAGAUCCUGAAGUUGAGAUUAAUAAAAAAUCCAAUAUUGUUAAUAGAACAACUACAUUGAUUGGUACAAGUCGAAUGGCUUUUGCUAAUAAACGUUCUCCUGUCAGUCGCUUAAAAUCCGCUUAUCGGUUCAAGAAAAAACAGACUUCUAUGAAUAUUAGAAAAUAUAAACACAAAAGACGGUCAUCAUCACUUAGUAAAUUUACCGCUAAGAAUAAGCUUCACACUACUGAACUUAAUAUACCGUCACCAAUAUUGGUUCCUUCCAAUGAUUCUCAUAUGACAUCAGAUUUUGAUACAUUGUUCACAAAGUUUCUACCAAAAACUGGCAUUAUCAAAUCAAAUAAUAUCCAACGAGAUCAUGAUAUUGUGAACAUUAAUUUUGAAUCAGUUAACAGAUCAGAUCAUAUUGACUUACCGUUGGAUAAUGAAUUUAAUACAAAAGCUAACUGCAUAGCAGAUCCAUUGUCUGUUUCUUCCAAUAUUGAAACAUCUUAUACUAGUAAUUCUAAACCACUCAAAAGUCCUUUAUCUCGUGUCUCUUCUCGAGGUAGUGUCGGAGAGGAUAUAUUUACGGAACAUCAAUUUAGUCCUUUAGAUAUUGUUUGGGCCAAAUGUUUGGGAUCACCAUGGUACCCAGCAAUAAUUGUAGAUCCAGAUGCUAAUGAAGGUUAUUCUCACAAUGGUGUUCCUAUCCCCCUACCUCCGGAGUCAGUGUUAAAAUGGGGCAAACGAAUAGCCUCCAAUAAAUCCACUGAUGAUUUAGAACUUUUAUUAGUUCUCUUCUUUGAUACAAAGCGUACAUGGCAAUGGCUUAGUCCUCAGAAACUUCAACCUCUUGGAAUUAAUAAAGAACUCGAUUAUGAAAGACUACGAGAAGGAAGAAAAAGUAAAAUGAAGCAUUCAGUAACGAAAGCUUAUCGCCGAGCUGUAGAACAUAUAUGUAAGGUUCACGGAAGACCAUAUCCUUAUACUGAUGGGAAGUCGACAGAUAUUGCUGUUUUUACCUUGUAAAAAAGUCAUGACCUUUUUUGUACAAAGUAUAUUUUUCAAUUUAAUGCAUUCACGAUUAACUCGUAUAAAUUCUCAAACACUAAAUAUUAUCAUCCGUUAUACGAUAUAAAUUACUGAUGAUUUCUUCACCCCAUUGUAUCAUAUUUAUUAUCCCAAAGAUGUUAGUAAAAUGUAAUGUCCAUGUGAAAUGUCUAUUAAUUUCUACUAACGUUUAAAACAAGUUUUUUUAACCUUUCGUUUCACCAGCUCUAGUUCCACGUUGAGUGUAAAUAAAUUUUCAACGUAUCUCUUUUUUUAAUAAUGGUAUGGGAAACGGAUUCAUAUCCAUUCUGUCUAGUGAAAACUUCAUACAGAUAUUUAACUUAAUCAUUGUUUUGUGACUUCCUUGACUUUAAAAAGUAGUGCG